GAUACUUCUACGUCGUACGCGUACGGGUCGUACGAUUGAACGAUUGCAGCGCCGUUGUAUCGCAUCUUGCGAUCACUCGUGUAGUAAUAUAGUGCGCUUGAAACGUGAUUGUCGAAGGUACUUUUUCUUAUCAUUAAGCUGCUAAAUAUCGGGCAAAUUAUCAGUGACGAUGGAGAUUCAAAUAUUGACCGCAAAGUCAUCAAAAUUCGUGGCCAAUGUAUCCGUCAAGCCAACUACAACAAUAAAAGAAGUUAAAGAAGAAUUAUAUAAACUGAAGAAAGCACCAAAUAUUCAUAGGCAAAGCUUAAGGCUAGAUGCUAAAGGAAAAACUUUAUCUGAUUCAGAUUCUCUAAAAAGUUUAUCUGUUUCUGAUGGUGGAAAAUUAUAUUUCAAAGACCUUGGACCACAAAUUAGCUGGAAAACUGUGUUUCUUGUGGAAUAUGCUGGUCCUUUAGUCAUUUAUUUAUGGUUAUACCAACGUCCAUGGAUCUUUUAUGGUGAUGUUGAUACAUCUAAAAUUCAUACUACUGUUUCGGUGGCAGCUGUUUGUUGGAUAGUACAUUAUGCAAAGCGGCUCCUAGAAACAUUAUUUGUACACCGAUUUAGUCAUGCAACAAUGCCAUUACGUAACCUAUUUAAAAAUUGUAGUUAUUAUUGGUUGUUUGCCAUGUACGUAGCGUAUCAUGUAAAUCAUCCAUUAUUCACACCUGCCAGCCCAUUAAAAUUUUAUAUUGGCACAACUAUGUUUGCACUUUGUGAAUUGGGAAAUCUGAGUAUUCAUAUAGCUCUAAGGAAUCUGAGACCAGCAAAUUCUACAGUAAGGAAGAUACCUGUAGCGACUGGGAAUCCAUUCACUGCACUAUUUAAUUUAGUUUCAUGUCCGAAUUAUACUUACGAAGUUGGUAGUUGGAUUGGUUUUACCAUCAUGACUUCUUGCCUUCCAGCUGGUCUGUUUACAUUUGCUGGUGCAUACCAGAUGACCCUCUGGGCAUUAGGAAAACACAAGGCAUACAAGAAAGAGUUUUCCAACUAUCCAAAAAGCCGAAAAGCUAUCAUUCCAUUUGUGUUGUAAAUAGUAUGCGAUAAUCUGCAUUUAGGAAUAUUAUAUUGGUGAUCCCUUUGCUUCAUAAAUUCACAUUGAGCAUCAAAGUCUGCUUUACGACUGCGCAAGAAAUCGUCGCUGGCAC
Messenger RNA from Dufourea novaeangliae, 1187 nucleotides. RefSeq names its product very-long-chain enoyl-CoA reductase (gene Sc2). The coding region runs from base 170 to 1072 and encodes 300 amino acids. Gene Ontology annotation, molecular function: protein binding; oxidoreductase activity, acting on the CH-CH group of donors. Gene Ontology annotation, biological process: very long-chain fatty acid biosynthetic process. NCBI's taxonomy places the organism in Eukaryota, Metazoa, Arthropoda, Insecta, Hymenoptera, Halictidae. The transcript has 6 exons. The record is from RefSeq and is a predicted model, not a curated record.